Messenger RNA from Hemibagrus wyckioides, 3580 nucleotides. It is a transcript of the gene cxxc4, whose product is annotated as CXXC finger 4. Gene Ontology annotation, cellular component: nucleus. Bases 472 to 1335 code for a protein of 287 amino acids. The transcript is spliced from 3 exons. Gene Ontology annotation, molecular function: methyl-CpG binding; zinc ion binding. The record is from RefSeq and is a predicted model, not a curated record. Lineage: Eukaryota; Metazoa; Chordata; Actinopteri; Siluriformes; Bagridae.
ACACACACACACACACAUACACGCAGACACUCAUCUCCUCUCGUUGUGCCGCUUUUAUUCACGGCUGCGCGCGGCAGGCAGGCAGACAGACAGGCACGAGCUCGCGCCGCCAUAGUUCUUUAUUUUUCUCGCGUUUCCGGUUCGCUUAACGCGUUUUUUCCUUCUUUUUUUCUUUCUUUUCUUUUUCUUCUUAUUGUCGAAUCUGUGUCUCAGAGCGGGAGCAUGGCGCUUCUGUCCUGAGCUUUUCUCCUUCAUCUGUCCAUCAUGAGCCGCUAACAGGAGACUGGACUUCUCUCUCUCUCUCUCUCUCUCUCUCUCACACACACACACACACACCCGGAUCUCGGUAGAGUGCAGUGGAAUAAUCGCAGGAUGCUAACGCAUUAGUCUCGGAGGAGUGUGUUGUCGAAAAAGGACGGACCCCAUCGCCUCCUAACGUCUCUGCCACAGCGCCAAACCCAGCGAGCGACUAUGUCGAACAUAAACAGUGCGCUCUGCAUCGAGAGCGGCGCUAAUGCGGACGUGUCUCUGUUACAAAAGGACGCCCUUCAGGAAGCCGGAUUAAACCAGCUGUUGGAUUACAACGCAGAAAUCGAACGUUACCGCUCUUUCGCAAACUUUUACAAAACCAACGGGGCGUUUCCGCAGAGUGCCAAGAUUGCCCGCAUCACCACGCCCAUCUUCCCCAGCGCACGGAUCGGGGUUUCGCCGUGGAACUGUGACAAUGCCGUGCUCUGGGGACGCAAGUCAACGCCAAUCCACCCGAACAGAACCAGGAGUGACUCGUCUCAGCGACCUGGGAAACCUGAGACUCUGCAGAUGGCGAAUGGUAACUUCCUGUCCACAUUAUCGCCGGAGCACUGCAGGCCGUUAGCAGGGGACUGCGUCAACAAGCUGAAGUGUGGCGCCGCCACUGAAGCGGAGAUAAUAAACCCUGCAUUCUCCGCCCUCCCGGCUCUGGGGGGCAUUUCUUUACCUCCCGGGGUCAUCGUCAUGACGGCGCUGCACUCUCCUGCCUCCGCGUCCGCCGUCACAGACAGCGCCUUUCAGAUUGCCAACCUGGCAGACUGCCAGCAGCAUAACAAUAAUCACAGUAAUCACAUUUCCUCUCCUGCGUCCGGAGGAAAUGCUGCCAAGAAAAAGAGGAAGCGCUGUGGAGUGUGCGCCCCCUGCAGGCGGCUCAUUAACUGCGGUGUCUGUAGCAGCUGCCGGAACCGCAAGACCGGACACCAGAUCUGCAAAUUCCGCAAAUGUGAGGAGCUGAAGAAGAAACCGGGCUCGUCACUCGAGAGGACACCGGUGAACAGCGGAGAGGCGUUUCGAUGGUUCUUCUAGUCCCAAAGAAACAGUGUCAUGCCACAUUAUACAAUAACAGACUCAAAAAAUGGAUUUAGAAGAAACUCCAGAAACUGGAACUGAAACCAAACCUCGACUGGAGGAACGACAGAAACCAGAGAAACAAGAGACAGACUGAAGGAAGAGAGAGAGAGAGAGAGAGAGAGAGAGAGGGUGGACGAGAAAAGGUUUAACUGUGUAAUUUGUUUAUUUCUUGUGUAAUUAUCAACAUUUUCAGUGUCUCUGAGUGUUCGGUAUCGUAGCUGAUCAAGCUACUGAUGCUAAUUUAUAGACAAUCAGCAGAUGGAUUAAACCAUUUAAAUGGAAUAUACCAUUAACCUGGAAUAUACCAUUCACAUGGAGGAUGGUGUGAUCAUGCUGAAUGUCUUGCAGCUGUGAGUCGAGGUGACUGAAGGACAUGCAACAACAGGAGGUCAACUAUGAAGCUGGAAUAAACCAUUCCUGAGGAGACUGGGGCUGGAGCGCACACAUGGUGGGGGUCAGAUACAAUCUGUCUGUCUGUUCAUCUGUCUAUCUGUCCAUCUCUUUAUCCAUGUAGCUAAAAAAUCCAUUUCAGAAGAAAAGGAUCUGUCUCUCUCUCUCUCUUUCUCUCAGACUCUCUCUCUCUCUCUCUCUCUCUCUCUCAUUCUCUCUCUCAGACAUUCUCUUUCUCUCUCUGUCUCUCUCUCUCUCUCUCUUUGUAUGUAUGUAGACCAAACCAUUUCUCAAGAGGAUUUUGGGAUAUUCUGCCUAUCCAUCAGUCCAUUUAUUUAACUGUCUCUCUGUCCAUCUCUCAGUGUGCACAUCCAUCCAUCUAUCCUUCUAUCUAUCCAUCUAUGAUUGGAACAAACCAUUUCUGAUCAGGCAGGGGUUGAUCAUUCAUGAUCUACUUCCAGCGUCUCAUGAUGUGACCUUAUCGAAUGACAGUAAUGACAUCAUAGAUGUGACAUCACAAACAGAUAUGAUCAGUCGCCUCGACAAACUGCUGCCAGAUGAUACGGAGGGAGGAAAUGCGAUAGUACGCCAGACCUGCAGCAAUAAUCGGAAAACGAAAUUCUUCAGAGUUUCAGUUCAUUUCAGGCGCCGGGACGAGAGACACAGCCAGUCAGUUCUGUACUUUUCCUUUAAUUCCCGCUGUUCAGACGUUAUGCAGGGCAUAUUGUCUUGCUAACAACGUGUUGUAAUUUUUAAUUUGUGAUGUGAAACGUCUUGAUUUAUGGAAAAACACUGGAUCCUCAAUUGUUUUGGAUGAAAUUAUUUAAUAACCAUGUGCUGUUACAGAAGUACAGAAAGGCUGUGCAUUUAUGAUUUAUUCCUCUGUCCAGAGAUCUUCACUACAGCAUCAGUUAACAGCUAAAGAGGCAUCAUUCUGGGCUGAAGUCACCAAAAUGGGUUACAAAAUUAAAUAAAAAUAAAAUUAAUAGUAUUUAAUGACUUUGCAAACUGUUUGAUACAAGUUAUGAUCGGAGCAUUUUAGCUAAACUUUUAACUAAACAUCUAGCUCAUUUAUAGCUUGACAGAACAAGGUACUGAAUAUAGUUAGCUAGCUAGUGUUACACUGGAGUGCAGACCUAAUCACCUAGCUAGCUUUCCAACACUGUAUACUAAAUAAACAGAAGAAUAAAUAGAAGAAAACUUUAUAAUGACAUACAGCCUCUCUGGACUUCUGUACGUUUGAGGCACAAGGAAAUAAAUUAAAGGUAAAUUUUUAAAGUACUAAAAUUAGCAAAGAUCUGCUAGCUCUCUGCACCAGGUGAGCUGAAGUGAGAAAAAUAAUACGGAAUAACUCUAGAGCUUAAAAUUCCUCCCAGUAACUCUGCCAGAUCAGUUAAUUAUAGCUAGCUGGCUAAUGUUAGCAUUUAAUAUUAUCAACAUGAUUUAAAGAUUCCUGAAAGAAACUGUUUGUUUGUUAACUGGCUAAAGUUGGCAGUUAAAUGGUGAAUAUUUAUGAAGGAUUUAAAAGGUUUGCUAACUGAUCUUCAGCUCGUCUGGUGUAACAGAUCAGAUCUGCGUUCACGUGAAACUAAAAUGAUGGUGUUCAAAACGUGAAUGAUGUAACUUGCUAGCGCUGUUGCUAGCUCUAAUGCCCUGCUGUUGCAUGUGUAUCUGUGUUUUGGGUUUAAAGAUACUGAGAGUUUGUAUAUCGUUGUUGUGAUGCUUUUAUGUGUUCAAACGAAAGGGAAAAAAAGACCAAAAAAAGUUGGAAAAAAAUAAUUUGAUGUAAUUUUUAUUCUCACAUGUAAAA